Eimeria mitis is the source of this 603-nucleotide messenger RNA. RefSeq lists its product as uncharacterized. The record is from RefSeq and is a predicted model, not a curated record. Bases 1 to 603 code for a protein of 200 amino acids. Lineage: Eukaryota; Apicomplexa; Conoidasida; Eucoccidiorida; Eimeriidae. The transcript has 4 exons.
AUGAAAACUAACAAACUGCCUGUCCUUCAUUUAUCUUUCUUUUUAACGCCCACUGCCGCCCUACCCUCCCAGCAAGAUCCAAAUAGCGUCGGCGCUGUGCUGCUGCAGCAGAACGUUUUAAAGGGCCCCCCACAUGCUCAGGUUGCUGUCCCCAAGCAGCAGCAGCAGCAGCAGCAGCAGCAGCAAGGGGAGCAGCAGCAGCAGCAGCAGCAGCAGCAGGAAUUUUUGAUUAAGCAGCCUGCUUCGUUGUUGGUGUGGAGUGUAGGGUUUAAGGUGGGGCCCAGAGGCACUCUAGCAGACAUCCUAACCGACGCAAAAAAAACUGCAGCAGAAAUAUUCACAGAUCUCAAACGCAUGCAACAGCAGCAGCAGCAGCAGCAGCAGCAGCAGCAGGAGCAGCAGCAGCAGCAGCAGGAGGUGGAGGAGGAGCAGCUGCAUCGGGAGGAGCAGCAGCAGCAGCAACUGCAGCAGCAGAAACAGCAACACACCCAUCAACAACAACAACAACCACAGCACCACCAGCAGCAGCAGCACCAGCAGCAGCAGCAGCAGCAGCAGCAGCAGCAGCAGGAGGUGUAUAGCGAGUCAAUUAUUUUAUAUUAA